Messenger RNA from Manihot esculenta (cassava), 1989 nucleotides. RefSeq lists its product as uncharacterized. The transcript is spliced from 4 exons. Lineage: Eukaryota; Viridiplantae; Streptophyta; Magnoliopsida; Malpighiales; Euphorbiaceae. The coding region runs from base 1 to 1989 and encodes 662 amino acids. The record is from RefSeq and is a predicted model, not a curated record.
AUGAGCUACUACAUUGCUGUUAACGGAGCAGAGAUUGGUCCUGUGGUUCCAAGUCGGGGUCUCCGGCAGGGGGAUCCCAUUUCUCCCUAUUUAUUCUUAAUUGUUGCUGAAGGACUGUCUUUGUUGAUUCAGGAUAGUGAAAAUAGGGGCCUUUUGCAUGUGUGUUGCGCGAAAGUUGGUUGCCCCCUGGUUUCUCACCUUUUCUUUGCAGAUGAUUCCUUACUAUUUUUUGAUGGUACAAUGGAGGAAGCUAUACGGAUUAAGCAAAUUCUUGGUGUUUAUGAGAAAGCUUCAGGUCAGGCUGUAAAUUUUGAUAAAUCUGGUAUCAUGUUUAGUUCGUGUGUGUCUGAGGAAAACCGGUUGACCAUCUCUGGUAUACUUGAUGUUCAUCUUCCUUUGGGUAGCGGCAGAGAAGUCAUGAUGAAUAAAUUUUGGUGGGGUGGUUGUCGUGAAGAUGGGAGAGGGAUGAAUUGGCUCUCAUGGGAUCGAAUGUGUGGGCGUAAAUCGGAAGGUGGGAUGGGCUUUCGGGAUUUGGCUAGCUUUAAUACUGCCUUAUUGGGAAAGCAAGGUUGGCGUUUGUUGGUUGACACCAAUUCUCUUCUAUAUAGAGUGCUCAAAGCUAAAUAUUUUCCGAAUGGGGAUUUUUUGUCAGCUCGGUUAGGUUCUAACUAUAGCUUCGUUUGGAAGAGUAUUUUGUCUUCUCAACAAGUGUUGCAACGUGGGGUAAGGUGGCGAAUUGGUGAUGGUAAGCAGGUUUUUGUUGUUAAUUGCCCUUGGAUUCCUCGGGAUAUUGGUUUUAUGCCUUUAGAUAAGUCGAUGUUUGUUUCUGAAGCCAUGAGAGUAUGUGAUUUGUUUGUUGAAGGUGAGCUGUGUUGGGAUGUAGAGAAGCUAAUGAAUAUUUUUAGUGUUGCUGAUAUGAGAGCUAUUCUUACUAUUCCAUUGCCUCUAUUCCCAAAACCGGAUAAAUUAAUUUGGCACUUGUAUAAGAAGGGUGUUUACUCAGUUAAAUCUGCCUAUUUUUGUGCCUUAGAAUUGUCAGGAAGGACUGGUAUGCUGGGUUAUAAUGAUGGGUGGAACCGUCUUUGGUCUCUUGAUGUUCCUCCCAAAGUUCGUGAUUUUCUUUGGCGUGCUUGUCGUGGAGUGCUUCCUACUCGGGGUAUUCUUUUGAGGCGUGGGAUACAUGUACCUGCUACAUGUCUUUUUUGUGAUCAUGAUGAAUCUAUUUCACAUGUUUUUUUGCAUUGUCUAAUGGCUGUUGAGUUAUGGAGACUUGUUGGUUUUUCUACUGCUGUUGCUUUUCCUAUAUUCAUGGAUUUCUUUAUUCAUAUUUAUAAUACUUUUGGCAGAGAAAGGACAACACGUAUAGCUAUACAUGCAUGGAAGUUAUGGCAUGCCAGGAAUGAAAGAUUGUGGGUCAAUAAAGUUUUGUCACCUAGUGAGGUUCAUCAUGCUGCUAGUUCCUAUUUUACUGAUUAUGUGGCUUCACUUGUGGCUCGGCCAAGAACGUUAUCCCACCCAUCUGUUCCUCGUGUGCUCCCUUUAGUUGAGGCUACCACUCUUGAAGUUGAUUGGAUUGCAUUCAUUGAUUGUGCAGUCUUUGCUAGUGCUGAUUUGUUCGGUUUUGCAGCAGUAUUUGAGGACUUGGAAGGCUUCUUUUCCAUUGCAAUUUCGGGUUUCUAUGAGGGGGGUGGGCAACCUGUUAUUGCUGAAACUUUGGCCUUGCGUCAAUGUUUAUCUUAUGCUAGAGAUUGUUUUCUUCAGGCUGAUUGUAUUUUUACGGAUAACCAAUCCUUAGCAUUGGCUAUUCGCUCUCCUCUGGAUGACUUUUCGGAGUUUGGAUUAGUUGUUGCUGAUUGCAAGGAUGCUAUGCGGUCUCAUGGUAACAUUUAUGUUCGUUGGGCUACUUUAUGUAAGAAAGAUAAUCCUAUAAGCCUAAAGAACACCUUUAUCAUGACAAUGACUCAAGAUGAGAAACUGAAUGUCUUCUGA